This is a messenger RNA of Pedinophyceae sp. YPF-701, 1740 nucleotides long. Lineage: Eukaryota; Viridiplantae; Chlorophyta; Pedinophyceae. The record is from the annotation of a GenBank genome assembly.
AUGAUCGCGGGGUCGAGGGCGUUCCAGAUCCCCGGGCGCGCUGCGGCGACGGGCGGUCGCAGCGCCGGUGUCCCGCGUCGCGUAUUCCGAGGGGUGGGCGGCGAGGCGGUCCGCGGGCGCAGCACGGGCGCGAGGCGCGGCGCGGGGUCGCCGGCCGGCACGCGGCACACAACGUGCGCGGUGCACGCGAGCCCGUCGGCUCCCGCGAGCGCCAGCGAGUCGAUGCCGUUCGACAGCGAGGGCGGCCUCCUCCCCGAGGUCGACAAGAAGGACCACCUCACGUUGGUCGUGCUCGGCGCGUCGGGCGACCUAGCAAAGAAGAAGAUUUUCCCCGCGCUGUUCGCCCUGUACGUCGAGGGGGUCCUGCCCAAGCACUUUGACAUUGUCGGGUACGCGCGGAGCGACCUCUCGCGCGAGGCCUUCAUCGAGCGCAUCUCCGGCCGCCUGCCCUGCCGCGGGGACGAGAAGGGCCUCAAGUGCCGCGACCGCAUCGCGGAGUUCCUCGACCAUGUCACGUAUGUUCCGGGCAACUACGACAGCAUCGAGGACUUCCAGAACCUCGACGCGAGCCUCCAGGAGCUGGAGAAGGGCCACACCCGCGCGAACCGCCUGUUCUACUUCUCGCUGCCGCCGUCCGUCUUCCUCGACGCGUGCAAGUGCACCGCGCGCGGCGCGUCGUCCAGCACGGGGUGGACGCGCGUCAUCGUGGAGAAGCCCUUUGGGCGGGACCUCAAGUCGGCCCAGGAGCUCAACCGCGGGAUGAAGGAGCACCUGGACGAGGAGCAGAUCUACCGCAUCGACCACUACCUCGGCAAGGAGCUCGUGGAGAACCUCACGGUGCUGCGAUUCAGCAACCUGGUGUUUGAGCCUCUGUGGAGUCGCGACUUCAUCCGCAACGUGCAGAUCACGUUCACGGAGGACUUCGGCACGGACGGACGCGGAGGGUACUACGACCAGUACGGGGUCAUCCGGGAUAUCAUCCAGAACCACCUGCUGCAGGUGCUCGCGCUGUUCGCGAUGGAGCCGCCGGUGUCGCUGCAGGCCGAGGACGUCCGCAACGAGAAGGUGAAGACCGUGAAGUCGAUUGCGGAAAUCAACAUGGACGACGUCGUGGUGGGGCAGUACCGCGGGACGGCGUCCGCGGAGGGCAAGGAGAAGGGGUACUUGGACGACCCGACGGUGCCCGCGGGGUCGCUCACGCCGACGUUCGCGGCGAUGUGUCUGUUCAUCAACAACGCGCGGUGGGACGGGGUGCCGUUUUUGAUCAAGGCGGGCAAGGCGCUGAACCAGCGGCGCGGGGAGAUCCGGAUCCAGUUCCGCCACGUCCCGGGCAACCUGUACCGCGACAUCUACCCCGAAACGGCGCGGAACAACACCAACGAGUUGGUGAUUGAGAUUCAGCCCGAGGAGGCUAUCUACAUGAAGCUCAACAACAAGAUCCCGGGGCUCGGCCUGCGCCUCGGAACGACGCGGCUCAACCUGCAGUACCGCGCCGGCCCGGACGUGGCCACCCCGGACGCGUACGAGCGCAUGAUUCUGGACGCCAUCAACGGCGACAAACGCCUCUUCAUCCGCGACGACGAGCUCGAGGCCGCGUGGAAGCUCUUCGACCCGAUGCUGCAGCAGCUCGAGCAGCGCCGGGUCGUCCCGGAGCCGUACCCGUACGGGUCGCGUGGACCGAUCGGCAGCCACUACCUCGCGGCCAAGUACGGCGCGCGCUGGGGCGACCACGACGCGUAG